AUGGCAACGGAGGACGCUACAGCGAUCCAGGGGCCCCAGGACCAUCCCUACAGGAACCGGAAGGGCGCGGGCCUGCGACUGGGGACGAACUACGCAGCUGCGCAGACGCCGUGGGGAGUACCGCGAGUUCUCCGCGGCCGAGCCCGGAUGCUGACCGGGCGCUGUCCUAGCCCGGCCGCGCCAGGUGGACGCCGGGGCGGGCCGAGGGCGGUGAGUGAGGCGAGCGGCAGCCGUCCGGCCGGGCUCUUAACGAGUGCCCGCGGCUCCCACCGCACGGCCGCGCAGGCGGGGCGCGGGCCGGGGCUGGGCGCGCACUGGGACCACCGAGAGCGAGGCCUCCGCGCCGCCCAGAGGGCCCCGGAAGUGGCUCUGCCGACUAGGGCCGGGGCGGAAGCGCGGUCGCGGGGGCGUCGGUGGGCGUGCGCCGCCCGCCGGCGUCGCCGGGGUUGGCUCGUCCGCACCGUGUGCUUCACGGCUCGCCCUUCCGUUCCUCCCGCCCUUCGUUCCCUGGGCCGCGCCGGCCUGCCUGCCUCCGUUCGUUCUUCAUUCAGUCGGACGUCCUCCCGGCGCUGCUUCGGGGCCAGGCAGGUUCCCGCUUCCGAGCCUUUGCGUGUGCCCUCCGCGCGAGCGUCCCGCCUCCGCCCUCACUUGCCCGGGGUGCUCCGAGCCCAGCGCUUCCUGAGGCCACAGCCCCCGCUGGGCAUCUCCUGCGCCGCGUCCCUCCCCGUCUCAGUAUUUUUCCAUCCAGCGCCCAAUAGGUCCAGAGAAGUGCCUGGGGACAUGCGGCUGCCCUGCCUGGGAAGGGGCAUGCUGGCUGCCCAGAUGAGCAAGCGCUUCUGGGGGUUCUACUACGAGGAGGAAGAGGGUCCCCGUGAGGCCCUGGCCCGGCUCCGGGAGCUGUGCCGCCAGUGGCUGCGGCCCGAGGCGCACUCCAAGGAGCAGAUGCUGGAGCUGCUGGUGCUGGAGCAGUUCCUGGGCGCGCUGCCCCCCGAGAUCCAGGCCCGUGUGGAGGGACAGCGGCCAGGCAGCCCUGAGGAGGCCGCUGCCCUGGUCGAGGGGCUGCGCCAGGAGCUGGCCAGGCCAGAACUCCAGGUGGUCCUCACUUCUCUGGUGCUUUAUGACCCCAAGGGGGAGCAAGGAGAUAAAAGCCAAGUCUUGGAGCUGCUUUGUGCAGAGUUGGAGAUCAAGGCCCCGUGGGAGGCUACUGCAGAUAAGAGGACAGAAGCAAGGUCCAGUCCCCAGGACAACCUGGUGCCAAGCCCCUUGCCUCUCCCCAGGGAGCCGGCCUGCCGGUGCAGUGAGUGUGGCAAGGCGUUCAGCCAGAGUUCCUACCUGGUGCGGCACAGGCGAGUGCACACGGGCGAGAAGCCAUACACGUGCACCGAGUGCGGCAAGGCCUUCACCUGGAGCUCCAACCUCAGCCAGCACCAGCACAUCCACACAGGCGAGAGGCCCUACGUGUGCCGGGAGUGUGGCAAGGCUUUCCACGUGCGCUCGCAGCUCAUCCACCACCAGAAGACACACGGUGCCGUGAAGCCCUUCCGCUGCCCAGACUGUGGCAAGGCCUUUGGCCGCAGCACUACACUGGUGCAGCAUCGGCGCACGCACACGGGUGAGAAGCCCUAUGAAUGCUCCGAGUGUGGCAAAGCCUUCAACUGGAACUCCAACUUCCUGGAGCACCGGCGUGUGCACACGGGUGCACGGCCCCACACCUGCUCUGCCUGCAGCAAGGCCUUCAGCCAGAGCUCCAAUCUGGCGGAGCACCUGAAGAUCCACGCGGGCACACGGCCGCACGCAUGCUCCGAUUGUGGCAAGGCCUUCCUGCGCGUGGCGGGCCUGAGGCAGCACCGGCACACACACAGCGGCGAGAGGCCCUUCGCCUGCGCCGAGUGUGGCAAGAGCUUCCGCGAGAGCUCGCAGCUGCUGCAGCACCAGCGUAGGCACACGGGCGAGAAGCCCUUCGAGGGUGCUGAGUGCGGCCAAGCCUUCAUCAUGGGCUCCAUUCCAGCCGAGCACCAGCGCAUACACACCGGCGAGAAGCCCCACGUGUGCUCCCAGUGUGGCAAGGCCUUCAGCCAGCGCUCCAACCCGCUCAGCCACAAGCGCAUCCACUCUGGUGCCAAGCCCUAUGCCUGUGCCGACUGCCACAAAGCCUUCAAGGGCAGCUCGGGCCUGGCACAGCACGGCGAGCGGCCCUACGCCUGCCGCGACUGUGGCAAAGCCUUCCGCGGCAGCUCGGAGCUGCGCCAGCACCAGCGCGUGGACUCCGGGGAGAAGCCGUUCGUCUGCGCCGAUUGCGGCAAGGCUUUUGUGCGCAACUCCGAGCUCGUGAGCCACCGGCGCACGCACACGGGCGAGCGGCCCUAUGUGUGUAGUGUGGGCAGCAAGCCCUUCAGCCACCGCUCCAACCUCAAUGAACACCAGAAGCGACACGCGGGCGGUGCCGUGCCCCGACUCUGGGAUGCCCCUGGGAGAUGGUCUCUCACUGGGCCCAGCAACCGAGGGAGCCGUAGUAUUCCAAGACCCGGCGAACCUGUGGGCAGAGGCCGAAUCGUUGCUGGAGCCCUGGGCCAACUUGACACUGACAUGCCAGGCCCGCCUGAUGACCGCGGAUUUUGAGCUGUUCAAGGAUGGGGUAACCCAGGAACUUGUGCACCUUGAUUACCUGCCAUGGAGCACCAGUUCCCGCUAGGAGCAGUGACAAGUGACACCCGAGGCCUCUACCGCUGCCGCUCUGGCUUGAACAGCGGAUGGACCCAGUUGAGCACCUCCUGGAGGUGACUGGAGCAGAGUCCCUACCCCCACCUUUGCUCUCAACUGAGCCUGUGUCCUGGAUCACACCGGGUCUGAAGAUGAAACUGCUAUGCCAUGGGGGAUUUCGUGGUGUGACCUUCCUGCUGAGGCGGGAAGGCGAUGAUCAGUUUUU
This is a messenger RNA of Zalophus californianus (California sea lion), 2926 nucleotides long. It is a transcript of the gene ZNF497, whose product is annotated as zinc finger protein 497. Gene Ontology annotation, molecular function: RNA polymerase II cis-regulatory region sequence-specific DNA binding; DNA-binding transcription factor activity. Gene Ontology annotation, biological process: regulation of transcription by RNA polymerase II. NCBI's taxonomy places the organism in Eukaryota, Metazoa, Chordata, Mammalia, Carnivora, Otariidae. The record is from RefSeq and is a predicted model, not a curated record.